AUGGCUACGUUUCUCAGAGAUAAAAAGGCUCUAGCAGCAGACGUCAUUGCGGUGCAAGAGCCGUGGAAGAACGAACUACAACACACAACCCACCAACCAGCAACUGCAUCAUUCCAAUUGCUGUACCCGACAGAAGGUGCAGUGCGAGAACAAAAUCAAGAUCAGCGCGAGGACCAGAAUCAGGAAUCAGAUCCUCCCCCACCGGGAGUGUGUCUGUUUGUAUCCAAAAAGCUUGACCCGAGCACUUGGUCAUGCCAACUCAUCUCCCAGGACUACCAGCUGCUGAAGCUCAGGAAGGUCUGCCGGGACAGAGACUGGACAGAUCUCUUCAUACACAACAUAUACAACAGGCCAGGCAGCAACACACUAGAGCAGCUGGGGUGUGAACUAUCACAACGUCCUUCUGGGGAACACGUUGUGUUAGGAGAUAUGAAUGCGUAUCACCCGGUAUGGGGAGGCGUAGGAACAAAAACUGACAGAGGAGCUGAGCAGCUUCUCGCAAUCACCAAUGAAUGGGGACUCGAAUUGACUACCGAAGAAGGCAAACCUACUUGGACUCGGAAUGAGCAGUCAUCAGUGAUUGAUCUCACAUUUAUCUCGUCAAGCCUGGUCAGCAGGCUGAUCCGAUGCGAAAGGGCGGACAACGUCGAGCAUUCCUCCGACCAUUUCCCGAUCAGGACGGUGCUUGACAUCAAAACUCCAGCUACUGUGCAGCAAAUACGAAGGAAUUGGAAAGCAACGGACAACAAGAGACUCGUCCAAAAUAUCGAGGAAAGUUUGCAGGCGAAGGAUUUGUCCCGGGCAGACGCACAGCAAAUAGAGGCUCAAUGCCAAGAACUACUGGAAAGUGUACAAUCAGCAGUUGAAGACUCAACACCAUGGGCGAAACCAUCGGCGUGGUCGAACCCCGACUUCGACGACGAGUGCAAGGCAGCAGUGAAAGAGGUCCGUCGUCUCCGCCGCAGACACACAAGAACGAAGGAUCCCUACGACUGGAUGCGCUACUCCCAAGCACGCAACAGAAAAACACGUCUGAUCAAAAAGACCCUGUCACGAGCACACCGGCGCCGCGUCCAGCAGGUCAUCGAGGAUGGGCCGCAAGGCAUGUGGCGACUAGCAAAAUGGGCUAGGAAUCGAGAUGGAGCCUACGAGAAGGGCAUCACGCCCUCGUUGAAGAUCCAAGACCCCCAAGCACCCGGAGCUAUCGCGGAAACAAUUAAGCAAAAAGCGGAAGCUUUUAGGACUGCCUUCUUCCCGCAACCACCACCAGCUGACCUAUCAGAUACGGAAUCAUUCCAAUACCCGCUACCGAUCGAGUUCCCACCCAUAACGGCUCGUGAGAUAGAAGAAGCAGUAAGGGGAGCGAAAGCAGGGAAAGCGCCAGGGGAGGACGGAAUGCCGAACUCUCUGUGGCAUAAACUCAUCGAAAUACCCGUUGUACUGGACGUGCUUACUCAACUGUUCAACGCCUGCAUACGCACCGGAUACAACCCAUCACAUUUCCAGCGCUCAAUCACAGUUGUCCUCAGAAAACAAGGCAAGAGCGACUAUCAACUCGCCAAAUCAUACAGACCGGUUGCACUACUCAACACGCUUGGGAAGUUCCUGGAGUCAAUUGUGGCACGAAGGAUCAGCUACGCAGUAGAAUCGGAGGCCUUGCUCCCCCGGACUCAUCUGGGUGGUCGACGAGGCAUAUCCACUGAUCAUGCCAUCCACAUCAUCAUUGACCGCAUCAAAACAUCAUGGGGCAGGGGCAAACCAGUCGUGUCUCUGUUAUUGCUCGAUGUCUCUGGGGCAUACGACAAUGUUUCCCACGCUCGCCUACUCCAUAAUCUCAAGAAACGACGCCUGGGACACUUUGUUCCCUGGGUGAAGGCCUUCUUGACCAACCGAAGCACGAGAAUCCGCAUGCCUGAAGGCAUGUCUGAGACAUUUCCAACGCCCACGGGCAUCCCCCAGGGGUCGCCAAUAUCACCCAUUCUUUAUCUGAUCUACAAUGCAGAUCUCAUUGAGAACUGCGGGACAGCCAUCACUAGCAAUGGCUGGGUAGACGAUGUCUGCUUUAUGGCGAAAGGAGACAGCGAGCGCGAGAAUAUUGAGAAGCUCAAGACCGCAUGUCGCAAAGCCGACCAGUGGGCCGAGAGACAUGCGUCAGUCUUCGACCCGAAAAAGUACGCUCUCAUCCACUUUGUGAACACCAAAGAGGUCGACCCACAAUACCUUUCACUACAUCUACGAGAACACACCGUACCAGCGACAAAGACAGCCGAGCGAUACCUAGGCUACUGGCUAGAUCCGAGUCUGGAGUUCCAUCACCAUCGUGAGAAAGCCGUGGCCAAAGCUAGCGUCUCUCUCAGAGCACUUAGGAGCUUGGCAGGUUCAACGUGGGGAGCCUCGCUAUAUGCCAUGCGCAGAAUCUAUCAAGCAGUGAUUAUACCGCAGAUGCUUUUUGGGGUCUCUGCAUGGUAUCAGCCUAUGCUCAUUAGCAAGUCCAAAGCUCAGGGAAUCUGUCGGCCUUUUGUGGCCAUUCAAAAACAAACAGCAUGUCUCAUUAGUGGGGCUUUCAGAACCACAUCAGCCGAGGCACUGAAUAUAGAGCUUCACCUACCACCCAUCUCGAUUCACAUGAAUCGACUGGUGAAAGAAACGGCUCUUCGACUACGAACAGGACCAGAACUCGGUAUACCGCCAACGAUAGUAAGACGUCGACCGGCACACGAAAGAGACUGGAGUGGGUGGACACCAAUGGAAGCGCAAGCCUGGAAGACGGGCGGAUGUCUGACGGCUCUCCCGGGAACUUUAGCGAGACACUGGGAGAGUCGAAAGGCAUUCGUCCUGGCACCUUGGCAAGCGCCACCGGAGGUGAUCAUUGACGACAGAAAGACCGCAGUGGAAUAUCAGGAACGGGUCAUGGUACAGACAUCAAAAGAGCGACCCUUGAUAAUAUACACCGACGGAAGUGGGAUCGAAGGAAGAAUGGGAGCAGCGGUAGUGGUUGACCUCGAAGAUCAUGUCGCCCACAGUCAAAUGGGCGACGAGAACACAACGACCGUGUACGCCGCAGAGCUACGUGCUAUCGAGAUGGCGCUGGACUCGGUCCUAAACAGUACCGAGCCCUGGGCUGCACAGGCAAGGAAUGGCCUAGUCAUCUUUGCAGACAGCCAAGCAGCACUGAAAGCGCUCCGCCGACCCCGUAUGCCUUCGGGUCAAGUCUACCUGAUUGGAUGUCUAGACCUCAUCCGCCAACUGGCGGAGCGGGGAAUCCGAACCGAACUUCGAUGGAUCCCAGCUCACCAAGGAGUGCUGGGCAACGAGACCGUAGACCAGCACGCAAAAGAGGCAGCCCAGAAACCCGAUGAUCCACAGAAUCCACACAAUCGAUAUAUCCGCCUCGCAGCCGCGACCAAGCGUCGAUUUCGCCAAGAGGCAAAGAUCGAGUGGGAGAGAGCAUGGGCAUCAGAGAAAACCGGUCGACCGACCAGAAGAUUGAUCGAGACACCGAGCAAGAAAACACUGGAAUACUGGUCGGGAUUACACAAAGCAACUGCAUCCGUCCUGAUGCAAUUGCGGACCGGGCGCAUCGGACUAAAUGCUUAUCUGGCUCGCAUCAAUCGGCGAGAGACCGCACGAUGCGAUUGCGACUUGGGCAACCAGACGGUGACACACGUCCUACUUGAGUGCCCGCUGCAUCAAGAGGAGCGCGACGAGAUGCGCAAUGCCCUGUCUGAGCAAGGCAUCACGCUCCGCCACGAAGAAUUGUUGACGCGCCUGGAGGCGCGCACAAUCGUGGCCGAGUACAUGAUCAGAACCGGUCUCCUAGGCCAGUUCCAGGGGCUGGAUCCAAUAGCUCUCGGGGCGGAGGAACUAGAGAAACAAUGA
Messenger RNA from Penicillium cosmopolitanum, 3879 nucleotides. RefSeq lists its product as uncharacterized. NCBI's taxonomy places the organism in Eukaryota, Fungi, Ascomycota, Eurotiomycetes, Eurotiales, Aspergillaceae. The record is from RefSeq and is a predicted model, not a curated record. The coding region runs from base 1 to 3879 and encodes 1292 amino acids. The transcript has a single exon. Gene Ontology annotation, molecular function: nucleic acid binding; RNA-DNA hybrid ribonuclease activity.